This is a messenger RNA of Limulus polyphemus (Atlantic horseshoe crab), 679 nucleotides long. Its product is annotated as AP-1 complex subunit mu-1-like. The coding region runs from base 173 to 664 and encodes 163 amino acids. Gene Ontology annotation, cellular component: clathrin adaptor complex; clathrin-coated vesicle. Gene Ontology annotation, molecular function: clathrin-cargo adaptor activity. Gene Ontology annotation, biological process: intracellular protein transport; vesicle-mediated transport. NCBI's taxonomy places the organism in Eukaryota, Metazoa, Arthropoda, Merostomata, Xiphosura, Limulidae. The record is from RefSeq and is a predicted model, not a curated record. The transcript has 5 exons.
CGUUCCUUAACUUGAUGCAGUGGUUGCUACUACAAAGAAGAAUGCAAAUGUUGCCCUUGUGUUUGUAUUCCUCCACAAGAUUGUUCAAGUGUUCAUUGAGUACUUCAAGGAACUUGAAGAGGAAAGUAUACGUGAUAACUUUGUUGUAAUAUAUGAACUUCUUGAUGAACUGAUGGACUUUGGAUACCCACAGACAACUGACAGCAAGAUCUUGCAGGAGUACAUAACCCAGGAAAGUCAUAAGAUGGAGGUUCAGGCUCGACCACCGAUGGCUGUUACUAAUGCUGUGUCCUGGAGGUCAGAAGGUAUCAAGUAUCGAAAGAAUGAAGUGUUUCUAGAUGUAAUCGAAUCUGUCAACCUCUUGGCCAAUGCAAGUGGUAAUGUGUUAUGUAGUGAAAUAGUGGGCAGCAUCAAGAUGAGGGUCUAUCUCUCGGGAAUGCCUGAACUCCGACUCGGGUUGAAUGAUAAAGUCUUGUUUGAGAGUACUGGAAGAGGAAAAAGUAAAUCAGUAGAAUUAGAAGAUGUGAAAUUCCACCAGUGUGUGCGUCUCUCCAGAUUCGAAAAUGACCGUACUAUCUCUUUCAUACCACCAGAUGGUGAAUUUGAACUAAUGUCAUACCGUCUUAACACUCACGUGAGUUCUUUAAAAACAUUUAAUAAAUAGUAGUUGCAUGAUUGA